AUGUCUGAAUCUAACAGAAAACUAUCGCCACGAAAUCACCCUCUACCCCGGAGCCCGUUGACCCGAGCCAUCCAUUCCGAAGGCUCUGGGUUACAAGACAUAACCACCGCAACUUUCGGCCCAGCAGUUGGGCCGGAUAUCACCGUCUCGACUACCUUCCGUAUCCAGCCUCCAUCCGAUCUCGUCGCUCUUCAGCAGAAACUUGGAGAGUUACACGCGCACUCAGGUCUCAGCUCCAACAAUGCCAAUACCCCCAGCUUGUCCGGUCCAGGGGACUCGUCCCACUCUACUAGAUCUCCUCUGGGGAGUUUACACGCUUAUAGGAGACAUUCGCAACCGGUCUUGGCCCAGACAGAAAAAACUCUCGGGAGCAUUUUGAACGGGGAAGUUUUGGUUUAUUCCUCCGGGCUGUCAGCCGCUUUUGCUGCACUUAUGCACCUCAGUCCAGACGUGAUCGCGAUCCGUGAUGGUUAUCGAGGCUGCCAUGAAACAAUUAAGCGAUACUGCCAAUUAAGGGGCAUGAAUGAAAGGAACUCAGUGGAAGUCAAAGUGAUUGAUCUUGAUGAUGCAUACCCCCUUCCGGAAAGCGGGUUGAGGGUUCUCGUGUGGCUCGAAACUCCAGUCAAUCCCACCGGAGAGUGUCGCGAUAUUCAAGCUUAUGCUCGAAAAGUUCGACAAUGCUCAGCGGGUUCCGAACUGCUGGUCGAUUCGACGCUUGCACCCCCACCGUUAUCGAAUCCGUUUGCCUUUGGGGCCGACCUGGUCUUGUACAGUGGCUCGAAGUACUUCGGCGGCCACUCUGACACGCUCUGCGGAAUCCUUGUGACGCACAAGUCAAACCCAUCUCGCUGGCGCCGGUUAUGGAACGACCGGACGCACCUCGGCAUGCUCCCCGGCUCACUCGAAAGCUGGCUGCUCUUGCGCUCAAUCAAAACACUCCAGCUUCGUGUUAUCCAUCAGUCCGAUACCGCCACCCGAUUGGCUGUUUGGCUGAACAGCCUCACCGAAAGAGACUAUCGCUCCGACACCGAUCCUGACGAGACCCGCCGACUAGUCACGCGUGUCUGGCACUCUUCCUUCCAGGACGGCGGCCGUUGGGUUGGCUUUGAUUCACAAACCAACGCACCUCGUCAAAUGAUGGGGGGCGGCUCACCUUGCUUCUCCUUCAUGCUCCGACGGGCCAUCCAUGCCAAAUGGCUUCCAUACCUCACCCAGCUUUUUAUUCCAGCCACAUCUGUAGGCGGGGUAGAAUCACUCAUUCAGCACCAAGUCCAAGCCGAGCCUUCCGCAGACCCUCGAAUCGUCCGAAUAAGUGUGGGCUUGGAAGACUUUCAGGAUUUGAAGAAUGACCUCAUUCAAGCAUUUGAUAAAGUUAUCAGGUACGAACGCCACCACAGCAAAUUGUGA
Puccinia triticina is the source of this 1407-nucleotide messenger RNA. RefSeq lists its product as uncharacterized. Gene Ontology annotation, molecular function: pyridoxal phosphate binding; carbon-sulfur lyase activity. Gene Ontology annotation, biological process: transsulfuration. Gene Ontology annotation, cellular component: cytoplasm. Lineage: Eukaryota; Fungi; Basidiomycota; Pucciniomycetes; Pucciniales; Pucciniaceae. Bases 1 to 1407 code for a protein of 468 amino acids. The transcript has 8 exons. The record is from RefSeq and is a predicted model, not a curated record.